This is a messenger RNA of Colletotrichum gloeosporioides, 879 nucleotides long. RefSeq lists its product as uncharacterized. The transcript has 3 exons. The record is from RefSeq and is a predicted model, not a curated record. NCBI's taxonomy places the organism in Eukaryota, Fungi, Ascomycota, Sordariomycetes, Glomerellales, Glomerellaceae. Bases 1 to 879 code for a protein of 292 amino acids.
AUGGCGUAUUCGGCGGGAAACUCAGACGAUGGAUAUGGAAGACUGGCUCAGCUCCUUGCGCAGUCUCACGAAUAUGCCAUAUUUCGCAAGUUUGAGUGGCUUAACAUGAUGAAUCUUCUCCGACUUCAGGCGGAACUCCAGCAUAUGGAACAGCAGCUAGUGGAGGUGAGAGCAGAAGAUAAGGACCCUGAUGACGACUCAGAAGUUCGGAGGUCCUACGGCAUUAAUUUCAAGGCCAUGAGGGACAAUGCCGAGGACGGAGAUUCGGAACAAUAUGACUUGCUUUUGGAAAUCAGUCCAAAGUUAGACGAAUACAACAAAGCACUGCAAAACAUCGCAUUCUUGCACAAGACUGUUCAACCGUCUGAGGCUGAAGUAGAAUUCCUCAAACUCUGGCUCCAGCGAGAUAAGAUGGGAGAGGGGUUUCUUCGACGUUCUGGCAUUGAAGCAAAGGUUUGGGAUGAUCAGAACGCGGAAGAUCUUCUGUCUGUUGGGGGUUCCCCAUCAGAUAGAUUCACGAACUUCAUGCACGGUCCAGUCAUUGAUUUCUACCAUUUCUCUCAGACCAAGGUUGUACAAGAUGGCAUCAGGACAUAUGACCAAAGAAAGCUCAAGAGAGCUGGCGACAUUCUUGUAGCAGCUCUAUCGGCGGCUCUCCCAACACUUGUGAUAUUGGUUCUGUAUUUUGUAAAGAAUAUGGUAUAUCGCAUGGGGCUUGUGAUCGUUUUUACCACCAUAUUUUCGGUGGCGUUUGCGAUGUUCACAGGAGCGAAGAAAGCGGAAGUGUUUGCUGCAACUGCAACGUUUGCAGCUGUCGAGGUGGUCUACAUUGGAAGUGUUUCCUCCAGCGACCCAGUCUGUGUCUGUUCUUCUGGUUGA